Molecule: messenger RNA, 720 nt
Organism: Botrytis fragariae
Lineage: Eukaryota; Fungi; Ascomycota; Leotiomycetes; Helotiales; Sclerotiniaceae
Exons: 1
Coding region: 1-720 (239 amino acids)
Source: RefSeq, a predicted model, not a curated record
AUGAUGGUCAAAGAAAACUUCACGGAAAGUUCUUCUUAUUUGACUAACGGCAUACGAGGUCGUACCAACCCUAUAAAUUCAAAUAACACUGAGCAAGUUACAUUGGCUACCAGAUCCCAAAGAAAGGAUCGAGGGUGCAAGACAUCAGUCUCAAGGCUUGAAAACAAGCCUCCGGCUUUGGCAUUCCAUGGGAAAAGCAACAAACUCUUAAAAUACCAAUGGAAAUGGGACCAUGAAAGGGCUGUAUUAAAUACACAGAAUUUGUUGAUGGUUAGACUUCAAUCUAAGUGGAAAGGCCACACGAUCACGGUUCACCCGUUUGAUUGGGAAACAUUUAAGGCAAACGAAAAGAAUGGCCACAGGUUGCUCACACGCACCAUCAACUUCAUUAAGUACCGGGAUCAAUACGUCAAGGAUAAUCCCGAAGAUCUGAAGGACAUGGAUCAAAUUUGUGCAAGCUGGGAUGCCUCUCCAUGUGCCGGUGAUAAUCCAUACCGCGCAAAAGUUACGAUGGGAGACCCAAGACUAUUAGAUUACUCAUCUAGGUAUCGGCAAUUGCAAAGACAGAGAGAGAAGAAAAGGCAGCAUAUGCGGAGAACAAAGGAGAGACAAGAGAAGUCUGAGAAACUGUCAAUGAUUGAGGAUCAAAUUGAAGAACUCACUGAUAGAGUCAGUCGACAUCAGUUUUCCUGCGCGAGUUCCCCGUCAUCGAACCUCUGA